AUGUCUAUAACAACUCAAGUCAUCUCCAACGAUGGAACCAUGGAUAUAGAAAAGGCAAUACAGUUGAAACCAGGAGUACAAACGAAAGGUCGAAUUUUCCCCUCCAAUGCGUCAAUCAUUCUCAUAGGUUCCCGAGGGUCGGGAAAACGAAGUUUGGGUUUUAUUGGAGCAACACAUCUUGGUCGACGAUUGAUAACUGAAGACCACUAUUUUCAGGAAGUCACAGGCCUUUCUCGUGCCGCUUACGUUCAGAAGAAUGGAGCUCAAAACUUUCACAAAAGAAAUAUCGACGUUGCGAGGCAAAUGUUAUACGAAAACAGAACAGGAUGCAUUAUAGAAUGUGGAAUGGCAAGUCUCGCAACAGAGGUACAGAAGACACUUCGAGAAUAUACAAAAACAAAUCCCGUGAUCUAUAUUCUUCGAAAUAGUCAAAGGAUUCGAGAAAUGCUGAACAUAGGAGAUUUCGAAGCUGCACGUUACGAAAACGCCGAUGCUGCUCAUCGAUUUUGUUCAAAUUAUGAAUAUUAUAAUUUGCAUGAUAGAAGUUGUGAUGGAAUGGCGAGUCCGAAAGAUCAAGGACUUCCCAAUGUUUCAUCAAAAUUAAAACAUGCAAAGGAAGACUUCUCGGCAUUUCUAGACUUCAUCACGGGCCAAGGUGUCCUUCGUAAUAGUUUAGAAAGUCCGUUCUCUAUCGCGGCUUUGCCACCCGAGUGCAGACUGUACACCUAUGCAUUAUCUAUUCGUAUGUCGACAAUUCCUGACCUGGAUCUUCAACAAUUGGAAUCUGGAGCCGACGCAGUUCAGAUCAAGGUUGAUGCCCUGAGGUCUCCCGAUAUCCAAAGGGAUUUGGCUAAACAAGUUUCAACGGUAAGAAGGGAACUUGGGGUACCAGUUAUCCUCCAUGCCGAAGAAUAUGCAUUUGAAGGUCUCUCAUUGUCCUUAUCUCAAAAAGAAGAUGUCUAUUUUGCAUUACUUGAGCACGGGCUUCGGCUGGGGGUUGAGUAUAUCGUCAUCGAUCUUAAGCAUUCAUUUGAUCGGGUCAUGCAGCUUGUUCGGUCUUCUGGAAGGACGAAAACUAUUGGACACUAUCUUCAUCGUGUCGAGAAUUCAUGGGGAUGGGAUGACGAGUCUAGGAUGAUACAAUACCGGAGAGCCGAGUCGAUAGGCUGUGAUAUUGUUAGGUUUGCUCGUGCAACCUCGAAAGAAAGUGACAAUGAGACUGUUCGCGGAUUUCUGAGGAAAAUUGAAGCUAUACCAGGCCAUCUUCCAGUGAUCGCCUAUAAUCUUGGAGACCAUGGAAGGAGUUCGCUAAUUGAGAAUCGAAUUUUUACACCAGUAACGCAUCCUGUCAUGAAUUCCACUGUUAGUAAAAGUCAACUCCGACAAUUUCUGCCAACAGCGGCAGAGGCUCGGCAGGAACUAUACCGAAAGUCUAUACUCGAUCCACUCCAUUUUGUACAUCUUGGAGCCAGUGUAGCCUACAGUUUGUCUCCAGCGAUGCACAAUACAGCUUAUGAAGUGUGUGGUAUGAGCAACGAUUUUCAAUCGCUACAAGUCAAAUCCGUUGAUGAUAUUCAUGCUAUCUGUCAGCGACCUGAUUUUGGUGGAGCAGCCAUCACACAGCCAUUCAAAGUCCAAAUCAUGUCGCAAAUUGGCCCAAAAAGUUACCAUGCAAAAGCUAUUGGGGCUGUGAACACUCUCCUACCACUUCGGCCGUCCUCGGGAGGCAAUUCUCUUGACGGUACUACGCAAUCCUUACUUCAACACGCAAAUCGUCGAAGUAAAACUGGACCCGUCACUGCUUAUUAUGGCGACAACACUGAUUUCAUUGGGAUAAUGACAUGCCUCCGCCGUAACAUAUCUCCAAGAAAUGUCGUUCAGCCAUCCAAAACAACGGGACUAGUGAUCGGUGCAGGUGGUAUGGCACGAGCAGCUGUGUAUGCCAUGAUUCAACUCGGCUGCCGCAAAAUAUUCUUAUUCAACCGAACACUUGAGAAUGCUCAGAGAGUUGCUGAUCACUUCAAUUCGUGGGCUACUAGUUUGAGUAAUCAUGGCAAAAUUGUACAUGUGUUGCAAUCAUCGCAGGAGCAGUGGCCACAGGGUUUUAGCCCGCCUACUAUGAUUGUCUCCUGUGUCCCGGCACGAAGUGUGGGCGAUCAACCGCCAGCGAAUUUCACGAUGCCUGUACAAUGGCUGGGUAGUCCUACCGGUGGAGUUGUUGUAGAGCUCUCCUAUAAACCUCCACUUACAACUCCUCUCCUCUCUCAAAUCCGCCAAUUUCGCUCCGAAACUAAAAUCGCCUGGGUAGUAGUCGACGGCCUUGAAGUCCUUCCCGAGCAGGCUAUCGCUCAAUUUGAGCUGAUGACUGGUGUCAAAGCGCCCAAGAGACGCAUGAGAAUGGAGGUAUAUUCAAAUUAUCAAAAAUAUGGGGAAGCAGAGGGAGAUAGACAGGCAUGGAUGGGAUGA
This is a messenger RNA of Botrytis byssoidea, 2466 nucleotides long. RefSeq lists its product as uncharacterized. Gene Ontology annotation, biological process: chorismate biosynthetic process. Lineage: Eukaryota; Fungi; Ascomycota; Leotiomycetes; Helotiales; Sclerotiniaceae. The transcript is spliced from 3 exons. The coding region runs from base 1 to 2466 and encodes 821 amino acids. The record is from RefSeq and is a predicted model, not a curated record. Gene Ontology annotation, molecular function: 3-dehydroquinate dehydratase activity; 3-phosphoshikimate 1-carboxyvinyltransferase activity; shikimate 3-dehydrogenase (NADP+) activity.